AUGCUGGCGGGGACGGGGGGGCCCGUUGCGGGCUCCUCGGAGCAGGACGGAGGCCGGUUCAGCGUCCUGAGCUGGGAGCAGGUGCAGCGGCUGGACCAGAUCCUGGGCGAGGCCGUGCCCAUCCACGGCCGCGGGAACUUCCCCACGCUCUCCGUCAGGCCCCGCACCAUCGUCCAGGUUGUCCGUAGUCGCCUGGAGAAGAAAGGAAUCCAGGUCCACAAUGUCAGGUUGAAUGGCUCAGCAGCCAGUCACGUUCUGCACCAAGACAGUGGCUUGGGUUACAAAGACCUGGACCUCAUCUUUGGGGUUGAUCUGAAGACUGAAGAUGUUUUCCAGCUGGUGAAAGACGUGGUGAUGGAUUGUCUGCUGGAUUUCCUCCCAGAAGGGGUCAACAAAGACAAGAUCACCCCCAUGACUCUGAAGGAGGCCUACGUGCAGAAGCUGGUGAAGGUUUGCAACGAGACCGACCGCUGGAGCCUCAUCUCCCUCUCCAACAACAGUGGGAAGAACGUGGAGCUCAAAUUCGUGGACUCCCUCCGGAGGCAGUUUGAGUUCAGCGUGGACUCCUUCCAGAUCAUCCUGGAUUCCCUUCUGCUCUUUGGGGAGUGUUCAGAGAACCCUAUGGCUGAGAACUUCCACCCCAGUGUCACCGGGGAGAGCAUGUACGGGGACUUUGAGGAGGCCAUGGAGCACCUGAGGAACAGGGUGAUCGCCACCAGGAACCCCGAGGAGAUCCGUGGGGGGGGGCUCCUGAAGUACUGCAACCUCUUGGUGAGGGGCUUUAAGCCCAAGUCAGAAGUGGAUAUGAAGGCACUCCAGAGGUACAUGUGCUCCAGGUUCUUCAUAGACUUCUCGGACAUCGGGGAGCAGCAGAGGAAGCUGGAGUGUUACCUCCAGAGCCACUUUGUCGGGAUGGAGAGCAAAAGAUAUGACUAUUUGAUGACCCUCCACAGGGUGGUCAAUGAGAGCACGGUCUGCCUGAUGGGACACGAGAGGAGGCAGACCCUGAACCUCAUUGCCAUGCUGGCUGUGAGGGUCCUGGCUGAGCAGAACAUCAUCCCCACCAUCACAAACGUGACCUGUUACUACCAGCCAGCUCCUUACGUCAGCGAGAUCAACUUCAACUACUACAUCACCCACGUGCAGCCCUUCCUGCCUUGCAAUCAGUCCUACCCAACGUGGCUUCCCUGUAACUGAGCCAGGACAAACUUCAGGGUCUGUCCCCCAAGGUAUUUGUUGCCUUGGGGAGGGUGGUUGGAAGGGGAGGGGGAACCACAGACAAACCCCCCUCCCCCCCAAAAAGAAAAAACCCACAAAAAAAAACCAACCCAAAUGAAAAGAACAACCAGCCUCCCUAGAAAUGGCAACAAGAGGAAAUGUCCUGGACUCUUGUCUUGUCCCCCAAGGUUGGUGGGACAAGGCCCUGGCUGCUGUACACUGUGAUGGGACACGUGGCGAGGAGAUGACCCAGAUG
Messenger RNA from Apus apus (common swift), 1474 nucleotides. It is a transcript of the gene TENT5B, whose product is annotated as terminal nucleotidyltransferase 5B. Gene Ontology annotation, molecular function: poly(A) RNA polymerase activity; RNA binding. The transcript has 2 exons. Gene Ontology annotation, biological process: mRNA stabilization. Bases 1 to 1197 code for a protein of 398 amino acids. NCBI's taxonomy places the organism in Eukaryota, Metazoa, Chordata, Aves, Apodiformes, Apodidae. The record is from RefSeq and is a predicted model, not a curated record.